GGCCGCAGGGGCUGAUGGGAGCUUUGAGGACCUGUUAGAAAGCACGUGGUCCUGCUCUGAUCUCACAGCUCGUCCUUGUUUGGCCUCAGCUGCAUCAGAGCACCACUUCUCCCCAGGUUCACCAGAGGAAACACCACUGCACACAAUGCUUUUCCUCCCAGCUGCUGCUCUGUGCUGGCUGUGUUCAGCGCUGGUUGCCAUGGCAGCAGAGCUGAUUCAGGAUGAUUUAACAUUGACCAGGAGAGUUGGUCAAAGUGUCUCCUUCAGAUGUGGAAACAUUCACCUGUGUGAUGUCAACGAUUAUGUGUUCUGGUACCAGAAGAAAGAAACAUUCAAAGUAAUUCUCUAUAUUGACAAAAUUUCAGCUGAAGUUUACAGAGGUUACAUGCAUCCUCAGAAAGAUGAUUUCUCAGGUGUGAAUAUUCAGAACGGCUGUGAGUUGCAGAUAGAGAAAGUAAAACUGGAUCAUUCAGCCACCUACUACUGUAGCUGUUGGAAAUCUGGUCUCCACAGAACUCCUUCACCUCAGCUGACACGUUCACCAGCAGACAGGUUUUUGUACCAGUCUUUCUCACUGUGUGGAGGAUAUAGCUACCCAAUCUUUGGAUCUGGGACUAAACUGUAUGUAACAGAUGAGCAGGUAGUGAAGCCCGUGGUGAGCGUGUACCCAGCAGCAUCCAGAGUCCACCAGGAGGGGAGGAGCUCCCUGCUGUGUCUGGCCUCAGCCAUGUUUCCUCCUCUGGUCCAGUUCUCCUGGAAAAGACAGAAAGAGGACGGCUCUCUGGAGGAGCUGCUCCCUGCAGAGGGAGAUCAGCUGGAGAUCAGAGAGUCAGGACGCUCUGCCGCCAUCUUGUUGAUCCAUCAGUGUGAGAAGAGCAGAUAUAAAUACAUCUGCUACGUCAAGCAUGAGGGGGGAACAGUGGAGGCCCAAACACAACAAGAUGUUUCUCCCUGGCUUCAGACACUCUUAAACCAAGUGAAGCUGCUCUUGCUGCUGUCCACAGUGCUGAUAGUGAAGAGUCUGGUGUACUGCUGUGGACUCUCUCUGCUGAUGAUCCUCAGAAACAAGGGACCGUCCACCAACUGCACACAUGCUGACUGACUGUUUUCUGCUGGACUUUUCUCUCCAUCAAAUCUCAUCAAUUCAUCUCAUUCAUCACUUUGAUCAGGAUUCACAAAUGUUAGUUAUGACGUGUUGUAUUUGGCUUUAAAAUGUCUCUUUUUAUGCAGAUUUGACAGAGUCAUCGUCUGAAUUUACAUCCAUUUAUUAAUGUUUAUAUUUGCUGUCAUGAACUGUUAAUUCUGAAAAAAAAAAAGUUUGAUUUUGAUGGUUUAUUUUAUAUCUGUUUUCUGUCUUUUACAUUUUGAUAAUUUUCAGAUUUUCUUGCA
This is a messenger RNA of Melanotaenia boesemani (Boeseman's rainbowfish), 1389 nucleotides long. Its product is annotated as immunoglobulin lambda-1 light chain-like. The record is from RefSeq and is a predicted model, not a curated record. Lineage: Eukaryota; Metazoa; Chordata; Actinopteri; Atheriniformes; Melanotaeniidae. Bases 146 to 1102 code for a protein of 318 amino acids. The transcript is spliced from 5 exons.